Messenger RNA from Phragmites australis (common reed), 543 nucleotides. RefSeq lists its product as uncharacterized. The record is from RefSeq and is a predicted model, not a curated record. The coding region runs from base 1 to 543 and encodes 180 amino acids. Lineage: Eukaryota; Viridiplantae; Streptophyta; Magnoliopsida; Poales; Poaceae. The transcript has 2 exons.
AUGGUGGGAGAGAGGACGCAGCUUGAAGCGGGCCGCGCCACCCUCCUUGAGGAGAGGGAGCGGCUGGCCGAGGGCAGGCGACUUUUUGAGGCCCGCGUUGCCGCGGCACACGCCUUCAACGAGAACGAGCGGCGCGCUCUAGAGGAGGAGCGGGAGGUCCUGGAGGGCAUUCGCACGGAGGCCGUGCGGGAGCAGGAAGAAGCCGCCCGCCUGGCCGAGACAUCGCGACAGCAAGCUGCCGAGUUACUCGCCAGGGAGAGGCAGUGGCAGGAGGAGGAGCUCCGGCACCGGGAGGAGGACGUCGUGAUCCGCGAGACCGACAUCAGCAUCACGGCGAUGGACCUGGACGCCUGGGAGGAGCUGCUGAUCCGCUGGGAGACUGAGGCUGCCAAGGCGUUGGUGGCCUCAGCUGCUUGGGAGGAGCAGACCGCCAAGUGGGAGUCUGAGCUGACCGCCCGCGAGCAGGUCCUCUCCACCCUUGCAGAGCGGGUGAAGCUGGCUGAAGCCCAGGCGACCGGCGGCAGCUCAACCGGCGCGGCCUAG